AUGCCACGACGGAUAAAAUGGACACAAGAAGAAUUAGAUGCAUUAGAAAAAGGAAUGAACGAACAUGGGACUAAUUGGGAGACCAUAUUGUUAUUUUAUGGUCCACCUGGUGGCCCUUUAAAAAAUAGAAAUAGUAUACAAUUAAAAGAUAAAGCAAGGAAUGAAAAAAGGAGGAGAGAAAAAGAAGGUUUACAACUUGGUAUAUUUGAAAAGGCUACUGGACCUAAUAUAACAUUGCUAACACAUCAAAAUACAUAUGUAUAA
Molecule: messenger RNA, 264 nt
Organism: Funneliformis caledonium
Lineage: Eukaryota; Fungi; Glomeromycota; Glomeromycetes; Glomerales; Glomeraceae
Source: the annotation of a GenBank genome assembly